Molecule: messenger RNA, 1243 nt
Organism: Beta vulgaris subsp. vulgaris (sugar beet)
Lineage: Eukaryota; Viridiplantae; Streptophyta; Magnoliopsida; Caryophyllales; Amaranthaceae
Exons: 5
Coding region: 248-976 (242 amino acids)
Biological process (GO): tricarboxylic acid cycle
Cellular component (GO): respiratory chain complex II (succinate dehydrogenase)
Source: RefSeq, a predicted model, not a curated record
AUGUUAAAGAAAAACAAUAGAAAAGAUGAAACAUAAUUCGAGAAGAAGAAGUUUAUAACCCUAACACUCCAAAUUCCGAUCCGUAGAAUUUGCUCUAACUCUGUCAUCUCAUCCCCUGCGAUUACAAGGGAAAUUCAUUUCUCUUAUCAGAUUGCAGAUCACAGGUUGCAGAUUACAGAUUUCAUUCCAGUUUUCCUUUCGACGAUUCCAAAAAAUUGAAGUGCAAUUUGGGUAAAAGAGAUAAGCAAUGGCAUUGAUGAGGUCCCUCUACCGCUCUUUGUCGAGCUCCGAAUCAUCCGUUUACUAUGCAGUUGUGGGUAAUCGGAUUCUUAAUGGUUCUGGUUUCAAGCAUCAAUCGUCUCGUUCGUUGUUCAGUCUUUCUCCCUGCAAUUCACCAGCUUCAUCGAAUCGUCUUUGUUCAGAUGGCAGGUCCCCCUUUAGGUUGAUUGGAAGCAUUCGUGCUUUUAGCCAAGAUGUAGCUCCGUUGCCUGACAUCAAAGACUCAGAAAUAAAAGUUGCAUUGAAGAAUUUCAUUGCUGCAGACUGGGGGGAACUCCCACAGUCUCUCAUACGUGAUGCAUCAGGGGUAUUGUCUAAAGAUUCCGACGACAAAGCUGGUAAGGAGGCCUUGAAAAAUGUUUUUCGUGCAGCUGUGGCGGCGGAAGAGUUCAUUGGCACUCUUGAGACCUUAAAAAUGGCCAUCGAUGACCUUGUUGGUUUGAGUGGCGAGAAUGUGAAGCCGCUUCCUGAACACUAUGCCCAAGCAUUAAGAACAGCCUAUGAUCGCUAUAGCAAGUAUUUGGAUUCAUUUGGGCCUAAUGAAGUAUAUCUGAAGAAGAAAGUGGAGUCAGAGUUGGGAAGGAGGAUGAUUCAUUUAAAAAUGAGAUGCGGUGGUCUUAAUUCUGAAUGGGGAAAGGUCACAGUCCUUGGAACUUCUGGAAUUUCUGGUUCGUAUGUCGAGCAAAGAGCUUCAUAAUUGCUAAAAACCUAAUCUUGCUGAGGAACGGACUGUAUCCAUCCUAGACAGAAAAUCUCGGUUGGAGCUGCUUAGAUGCUUAACAUUAUGAAUAAAUAGCUGAAUAAUGGGGCAUCUCUGACUUAAAGCUUCAUAUCUUUUGUGAAAACUUUGUUCUUGUGGAAAAAUCUGUUUCAUUUUGCAGAAAUAAUCUACAAAGAAAUUCGAAAUGUAAUUUCUCUUUCUGAAAAAGCUUAAUGAAGGUGUUUCAGCAUUUUUCUGUUUGGA